CGGCCCUGUUCCCUGAGCAAACCUACAGGUCACGUCUGUCGCUCCAACUCCGAUGCAUGCACGGCUGUUGUAUUCAGACAAAUUCUGGCCCCGCGCACUUCAGCUGUCCGCCUACCCAACCCGCCGACAGCUCUCGAGUCGGGACGGGCACAACGAGCGCGUGUGGAAAUCCCGACCUUCCUACGAGCCGCAUACAAGCACCCAUUGUCUCGCCGCGUCAGUCGAUCCUUCACGCCCGCCCCGUCGGUCACGCCCCGCACCUAAAACCGCCUUCGAGAUUCACCGAUUCGAAGCCUCGAGCUGCACGAGCCUUUCUCACCCACCUGUCAGGUCCGCUUCACCCUUCGCCGACAUCAAGGGAGCGGGCAAACAACGAAACACACAGCUGCAUGCGAACCGGCCUACCCAUCUGGGACAUUGAUACUAUGGAGGAUAGCACCUUUCGGGUUGUUGGUCUCUAGCACAUUUCGGAGGAUCGCCACCGAAGUCCAGACCACCUGCCUACUCUCCCGAGCCUGUCGCCAAACCGCAUCGCACCAACACCGACGAGACACUCUCGAGUGCUGGGCAGAUAAGAUGGAUAGCAUGAGGAGGUUCGGAAAAGCCAUGUUCCCAGGUGCUUUCGCGCCCAAGGACACGAUGAACAAGAAGACUCCGACAACCCCUCGGCCCAUCGAUGCUCAAUUAGACGAGAUACAGAAACCCCAGGCCAGGGGCGGAGACCAGUACUCAAGCCUCCAGUUCGUUCCCAUAUCUCAGGCAGGCGGCAGAGCAUCCCUCGAUAGCAACACAGAGCGCGACGGCUCUGCGACUCCUAGGAGGUCAUCACAGUCGACUGUGGCGGCUGCGGCUAUACGUGAAUUACGGAGGGUUGAUAAAAAAUUCGGGGCCGCGGGCAAAAGCAGGCCGCGAAGGACACCCGUCCUGCCUCAACAGUCAUCCCAUGCACCGAGAUCAUCACCCAAGCACCUGACAACCACUGCACGUAACCCUCGCGCAGUCGAAGAAAUUGAAGACGAUGACGACGUCGUGCUGCUCAGCGAGCAACCACCAAGCCAGGAACCCAGCCACGGCGCUGCCCGCAACUCUAAACAGGUCGAUCUUACGAAAGAAGACAAAGCCCCUCGCCAGGAACUGGUAAUUCACAUCCCAGCCGACCACCUCCCACCCAACCGCCUGAAUCGGAAACGAGCCAAAGCAGAUAGCCCCGACGAGCUCAACGAUGACGACUAUCGGCCGGAAUCGCAAACCAAGAGACAAAGGGGAGCACUCCCUGCGGCUCCACGAGCUGGGAAGAGCUCAAGUCUGUCAAGAAAAGGGGACAUCGGGUCGAAAUUUGCUCUCCCGCGAGGGACCAGCAAGGGCAUAAGCACGAGCGAUCGUGAGGUGUCCCAGUUUCGCCUCAUGGCCGCCGUCUGCCCCCCGCGUUUUAUAUGCGACAAUGCCCUGGUCCUAGGACCUCGCCAAAGCGGCCUGGGAGUACUCGACCCAACACAAUAUAGAAACCUGGAUGCCCCCAUGGAUAGUCAAGGAAAACAGCCCCCUCGGUACGAGUGGCUCCAGGUAUCCCCGGCGACAACGAACCGAAUCUUCCACAGCCCGUGCUGCCAACAUGUCACAAUCGAUGGUUCCAUGGUCAAAGAUUCUGGUGGCAAGCUAUACCUCAAGUUCUCGAGCCCGCAAGACGGGCGCAAUUUCGUGGCUUGGGCCGAACAACAUAUGGGGGCCAAGGCGAAGUCCCACAUUCAGGAGACUCCAAAUGCCGAAAAGAAGUUCGACAAGGCACGAGAUGAAGUCGGAAAACAUGCCGAAGCUCGGCGGAGCAGAGAGCAACCAACGCAUAUCUCCAAGGCCGACGAUCUGAAGUCUCGCAUUGUCGAUGGAGUUCUGACGGAAAUUAACCGCAAGCGAGAGGGAGCGAAUACGGGCACUCCUAUAUACGGCCCAGAGCUCGCUCAGCCUCCUAGUGCGAAGAAGAGACUACGAGAGGGUAUGACCGACGACGCGGUGGCCACGGGAAACGACACCCACGUUCGAGAAGUCAAGCGGCCCAACAUCGAGCGACACAACAUCGAGCGGCGAUCCACUCGUUCGGUUCCUGCGCCCAACGCGAUUGUGGCCAUCAACUCUGGGAUGGAGUCGUCCCCACCUCCACUCUCUUGGACGUUGGAACAUCACGGAUGGGAUAAGGAGUGGCGAAUGCCCCUCACGUACCAUCGAACAACAAUCCACAAGGAAGACGUCGCGCGUCUUGACGACGGUGAAUUCCUCAACGACAGCAUCAUCAGCUUCUAUAUCAAUUAUCUUCACAACAAGCUGAAGGAGACGGACAAGCAUGCCGCCGCUCGCUUCUACUUCCACAACUCCUUCUUCUACGAGAGAUUGAAGCCUGUCAAGGGCAAGGCUAUCAACUAUGACAAUGUCAAGUCAUGGACCUCCCGGGUCGACCUUUUCAAGUACGACUUUAUCGUCGUUCCCGUUAACGAGAACAGCCACUGGUGGGUUGCGGUCAUAUGCAAUCCGGGAAAGCUGGUCCCCGAUGAACCAGCAUCCGAAAUCGAGGUUUGCAUGACAAAGAGCGUGGUCGAAUCGCGGGCUUGGGCUCGAGACGACUCGGAAGGCGCUGGAGAAAGCUCCCAAGACCCCCCGGAGGCCCCGAAGAAGUCCUCCAAAGACCGCUCCGUUCCGCCAUCGUCAUCUCCUUGUAUGUCGCCUGUCACCACCAGUGUUAGGGAGCAAAUGCGAAGCAUGUCCUUGAGCCAGCAAGAUGCAGCGACUCCUACCAAGGAGACCCUUAUUUUUAUCGACGACAAGCCUGAUAAUCAAGUCAUAAUCCCGGAUGACGACGCUCCUGACCCUCCUCUUGUGGCCAGUGACAUCCCGUGCCUGAACAAGAAAAGGAAGGAGUCGUCUCAGGUGAGAGAAUCGCCUCAGGCCCAGCAGCCAACAUUGCCCACGGGGAAGGAACCAAGAGUGAUCACGCUCGACUCCCUUGGCUCCGCUCACUCGCCAGCGUGCACUCACCUGAAGCAGUACCUGUGCGAGGAGCUUCUGGACAAGAAGAAACAACAAGUCGUGAUGCCUUCAACCUUUGGUCUCACUGCGAAGGCGAUACCGCUGCAGAGCAACUACUGGGACUGCGGCGCCUAUCUGCUCUCGUACAUCGACUUCCUGAUGAAGGACCCCGAUGCCUCAAUCAAGGCAAUUCUGGAGAAGAGAUCGCCCGGCUGGCGUGUCGAUGCGUCCAAGAUCAGGAGCGAGAUACGAGACGUCAUAAUCAACGAGCACGCCACCUAUCAGAAGAAAGAGGAGGCCACAGCGAAGGCAAAACAGGAGCAGAAGCGACUCAGGAAGGAGCGGGCAGCCGCCUCCUCUGUUGCGGGGAGUAGCCCGGCCCCGCCGAUCUCUCAAGUAGUGCCCAGCAGCCCGCCCGAAGCUGCGACUCCAUCGGCCAAGGCGACUGCUCUACUCGCAGAUAUCGUUAGGCCAUCGAUCGAACACAGCAAUCCGUCGGUUGGGGGUAUUGUGGCCACAAGCUAGCAGCGUGGUAGCCAAGCUCCUUUUCGCGAUGUCACUGGGGGCCCUGACCAAAGUUCCCAGGGCAAUUGGAAGAGCAAGCGGACUCCUCCAUUGUUCCCAGGGAUUGAGAAGGCAGAUUCGUCUUCGUCACCCUUCCCAGAAACUCUAUAUCGCGAGUUCCCAUUGAGCACAUCACGCCAUCCUCACGGGCAUUCUUGCUCCCCACAGGCAGAGCGUGUGGACUUGACAUCGCCCCUGAGGCGGAAAGUGUCAAGCAAGGGCCUAGCGAACAGGUGCUGAGCUAAACCAGAUGGAUAGUAACGUAUGAAUUUACGGUCUUUGGCUUUUAAAUAGAUGUUCAUGUUGACAAGAGGGUGCAGGAAGGUGUCGGCAACGGAGCUUUUUUUCUUGUCUGCUUUUCCUCCUGGCUGUUACGGCGACAGCAUUGCGUGGGCGUCUGGUUUUGGAGCGGAUGGAGUCAUACCUUUUCUCUAUUGCCAAUUUCAUGCCCCCUUCAGCGCUCGUCUUUUCCUUUUGAUUUCUUUUCCUUCUUGUUCCUGGUGCGAUAAUGGUGCAUCUAAAGGGGUCCAAAGAGGGCCUUUUGAGCUCCUUGCUCCUCUUAGCGUCUCUUCCUGUUUGGCGAAGAACUCGGGCAUAUGCGGUGUUCGCGAUCCUGCUCUCCUACCCCCAGAAGAUACCAUAAUACGAUGUAUGAAUACGACUAAACCUACUCCCAUCACGAAGGUGGGAGUGUGCCUCUAUCGCUGGGCCUUUGACUCUCUCGGCCAAGUACCCGAAUGGCCA
This is a messenger RNA of Gaeumannomyces tritici R3-111a-1, 4323 nucleotides long. Its product is annotated as Ulp1 protease. Gene Ontology annotation, biological process: protein desumoylation. The transcript is spliced from 4 exons. The coding region runs from base 577 to 3540 and encodes 987 amino acids. Gene Ontology annotation, cellular component: nucleus; cytoplasm. The record is from RefSeq and is a predicted model, not a curated record. Gene Ontology annotation, molecular function: SUMO-specific endopeptidase activity. Lineage: Eukaryota; Fungi; Ascomycota; Sordariomycetes; Magnaporthales; Magnaporthaceae.